AUGAAUGCAGAAAAGGUGCAGCUCUCGGUCCAAUCUCUCCGAUUUGGCUCAUUCCCCUCACGCCGCACUGAGGCGGGGCCGCCCUGGCGGGGCCGGCAGGGGGCGCUGAGGGGCAGCGCGGCGCCCCGCCCUUCCCGCCGCCGCCGCCAUGGCGGCCCUGCCCGCCACCGCCGCUUCCUCGGCGGCUUCGUCUGCGGGGCCGGGCCGGGCCGCCGCGUCCUGGGCUGCUGGCGGCUCCUCCGCAGCCAGAGCCAGCCGGAGCCGGGCCCCGGGCCCGGGCCGGGCAAGGGUAAGCGCUUGCGGGCGCGGGUCGGCCGGGCGAGGCGGCACCGUGGUUCCGCCGGGCGGGAGAGGCGCGGCGCCUCAGCGCGGUUCCGCUCCCCGCAGCCGCUCCUGCCCUUAAAACCUCUCCCUACCCUCACAAAUGUCUACUCCCUCCCCUCAGAAGAGCCUUUUCCCUCGUGUCUUCCAUCCAAGAGUGCCCAAAGCGGGCCGGGAGAUCGGGGAGGGAGUGGGGUGGGGAGGACGGUCCCCAGUACGUGCACCGGGCUGUUGGGCGAGGAGGAACCAGUAGAAGAGGCUCUGCUGGAAAGAUAUGGAUUCCCUGAGGCUGGAACAGAAACCAGAUGUUACACAAAUCAUGCACUGUCUUAUGACCAGGCAAAACGGGUGCCUAGAUGGGUGAUUGAACAUAUUUCAAAACAGAAGACACUGGGCGAUGCAGACCGAAGGCACUGUAAAUUCAGACCAGAUCCCAACAUCCCUCUGAUGUUUAGUGCUGCCAAUGAAGACUACCUUGGGAGUGGAUGGUCACGAGGACACAUGGCACCAGCGGGAGAUAACAAAUUUUCAACAAGAGCUAUGGCUGAAACAUUUUAUCUGUCUAACAUUGUGCCUCAGAAUUAUGAAAACAAUGCUGGGUUUUGGAACAGAAUGGAAAUGUAUUGUCGGGAAUUGACUGAGAGAUUUGAGGAUGUUUGGGUAGUUUCUGGACCUCUGACCUUGCCUCAAACAAAUGAUGAUGGAAAGAAGAGCGUUACUUAUCAGGUAAUUGGAAAGGAUGAUGUAGCUGUACCAUCCCACCUCUACAAGGUGAUCCUGGCCAGACGGAGCAGGACGUCAGCAGAGCCCUUAGUGCUGGGGGCUUUUGUGGUGCCAAACGACCCCAUAGGCUUCAGCCACCAGCUGACUGACUUCCAAGUAAAUAUUGAAGACCUGGAAAAAAUGUCAGGUUUAGUUUUCUUUCCCCAGGUGGACAAAACCAAAGAGGUUAAAAAUAUCUGUGAGGUGGAUACCUGUAAACUGAUGGGCUUCAAGGAAUUCACGUUGUACAUCACUGCUCGGAAGGUGCAGAGUGCCCGUACCUUGCACCGGCUGGAGAAAGCCAUGUCAGAGUUACAGGAGGCAGGAAUUGAGCCUGAUGAGUAUCUUCUAAAGCUUUACAAGAAGAAGGAAGAAGAGCUACUGCAGGAAAAACAAGAAGCAGCUAGAGAGGGGAAAGCUGGCUAAGUACGUGUUCAGGAAGAUGUUGUACUUUGAAAGGGGAACUGAAGGCAAACACGAAGACAAGGGCUCCUUGAAUCAUCCUUUUUUUGAGUUGUGAAAACAAUAAAGAAAUAUUUGGAAGCUGA
Messenger RNA from Manacus vitellinus (golden-collared manakin), 1631 nucleotides. RefSeq names its product exo/endonuclease G (gene EXOG). Gene Ontology annotation, biological process: apoptotic DNA fragmentation. Gene Ontology annotation, cellular component: mitochondrial inner membrane; nucleus. NCBI's taxonomy places the organism in Eukaryota, Metazoa, Chordata, Aves, Passeriformes, Pipridae. The record is from RefSeq and is a predicted model, not a curated record. Gene Ontology annotation, molecular function: single-stranded DNA endonuclease activity; nucleic acid binding; metal ion binding. Bases 1 to 1509 code for a protein of 502 amino acids. The transcript has 7 exons.